CGGUUUUGUACUACACACCAAGAAUCUUCCAGAAAUUAUCAGAGGUAUACACUUUACAACAUUAUGGCAGACCUUGAACUACAAAAUAAGAAGAGAAAACAUGACGAGAAUGGAGAGUCUUUGAAAAAGUCUAAGAAAGACAAGAAGGACAAGAAGGACAAGAAAGACAAGAAGGAAAAGAAGGAAAAGAAGGAUAAGGAAGAGAAGAAGGAAAAAAAGGAAAAGAAAGACAAGAAGGAAAAGAAGGAAAAGAAAGAAAAGAAAGAAAGCAACUUUGUGGCAGCUCCAAUAAAAGAGGCUGUUCAAACAAGUCAAGCUGACAUCGAUCAAUUCUUAAAAGAUAACGAAGUUACCAUUGAAGAUGCCAACAACACCAACAUCCAGCCAGCAAUCAACUUUGAUUCUCUCAAAAACUUCUCCAUUGAUUCUAGAAUCUUGAAAAACUUAUCAAAGUUUGACAAGCCAAGUCCAAUUCAAGCAUGUUCCUGGCCAUACCUUCUCCAAGGUAAGGACAUUGUCGGUGUUGCCGAAACUGGAUCUGGUAAGACUUUGGGUUUUGGUGUCCCGGCUGUUCAGCACGUUGUGAAUAGCGGUUCUAAGAAAUUACAAGUCUUGGUCGUUUCUCCUACCAGAGAGUUGGCCACACAGAUUUUCGACAACUUGAAGGAGCUUACAGAUGCUGUGGGUCUACAUUGUGUGUGUGUGUAUGGUGGUGUUCCAAAGGAGCAACAAAGAAAAGAUGUGUUGAAAAGUCAGUGUGUUGUGGCCACCCCUGGUAGAUUGGUGGAUUUGAUCAAUGAGGGAAGUGUCAACUUGGAAAACGUCAACUAUUUAGUUUUGGAUGAGGCCGACAGAAUGUUGGAGAAGGGGUUCGAGGAAGAUAUCAAGCAGAUCAUAAAAAGUGUUUCCGAAAAAAACAGACAGACGUUGAUGUUCACUGCGACAUGGCCUAAGGAGGUCAGAGAGUUAGCCAACGGGUUCAUGAAAAGCCCAAUUAGAGUGUCCAUUGGUAACAGGGAUGAAUUGACUGCAAACAAGAGAAUCAAGCAGAUCGUCGAGGUUAUCGACCCAUACGACAAGGAAAAGAGACUACUCCAGUUGUUGCAGCAGUAUCAGUCAAAGAACAAGGACGAGCGUAUCUUGAUUUUCGCAUUGUACAAGAAGGAGGCUAGCAGAAUCGAAAGAACGUUAAAGUACAAGGGGUUUGACGUCGCAGCCUUGCACGGUGACCUCAACCAAAUACAGCGUCAGCAGGCCUUGGAGAGUUUCAAGAAGGGCGACUGUGACAUCAUGUUGGCGACCGAUGUUGCUGCCAGAGGUUUAGACAUUCCUGACGUUAAGGUCGUCAUCAACCUCACGUUCCCUCUCACCAUCGAGGAUUACGUUCACAGAAUCGGUAGAACGGGACGGGCAGGUAAAACUGGAAUUGCAUACACACUUUUCACCGACCACGAAAAGCAUCUCGCUGGUGCCUUGGGUAAUGUCUUGCGUGGUGCUGACCAGCCUGUGCCAGAGGAGCUCAUGAAGUUCGGAAGUCACACAAAAAAGAAAGAGCACAGCGCCUAUGGUGCGUUCUUCAAGAACGUCGACAUGAACAAGAAAGCCAAGAAAAUCACCUUUGACUAGAGACAGUAGGCAGUUCUUUUUGCGUCCUGGAACUGUAAACCAAUAACCUAUAACAUAUAACAUAUAACCUUUAACAUAUAGUCUAUAUAUAUGCAUGAAACAACUCAUCUCGAUCAUUCAUCCGGCC
Messenger RNA from Pichia membranifaciens NRRL Y-2026, 1753 nucleotides. RefSeq lists its product as hypothetical. The coding region runs from base 64 to 1626 and encodes 520 amino acids. The record is from RefSeq and is a predicted model, not a curated record. Gene Ontology annotation, biological process: rRNA processing. Gene Ontology annotation, cellular component: nucleolus. Lineage: Eukaryota; Fungi; Ascomycota; Pichiomycetes; Pichiales; Pichiaceae. The transcript has a single exon. Gene Ontology annotation, molecular function: RNA helicase activity; ATP binding; RNA binding.